GCACCUACCCUGCAAGCAAACUGCUGCUGUCUCUCUCUUUAUUUUAGGAGGUGUCACAUCAGCAAUUGGGCUUGAGGAGAGAUUGAAGACCAAGAGGGAACAGUGAUGGAUGGGCUAAUGCCAGGCUCAGAAAAGUGAGCUUUGCCCAGUGCUUCCCAUUUCAUCUGUGCUCGCCCAAGGCAGAAGCUGCCCUUACUGCUCCUCCGGCCCCUCAGCAAGAGUGGCCACACAUCUGAGUCACCAUGGGCAAGAUGGACAACCCCUCUGUGGAGCUGAACUCUCCCUCCGAGGUGAAGCAGGCAGCCCUGGAGGAGCCAGAGCCCGUCACCCCUGAGGUUGUGAGCACCAAGAAGAAGAAGAAGGAGCUCCCAGACAGAGGUUCCUGGAAGGGGAAAUUUGACUUCUUGCUGUCCUGUGUGGGCUACGCUAUCGGUCUGGGCAACGUCUGGCGCUUCCCUUAUCUCUGUGGCAAGAAUGGAGGAGGGGCCUUCCUCAUCCCCUAUUUCCUGACACUGGUGUUCGCUGGGAUUCCUCUCUUCCUUCUGGAGACUGCUCUGGGCCAGUAUACCUCUGUUGGUGGACUGGGAGUCUGGAGGUUGGCACCCAUGUUUAAAGGAGUGGGACUGGCAGCUAUGGUUCUCUCCUUCUGGCUGAACAUCUAUUACAUUGUCAUCAUUGCCUGGGCUCUCUACUAUCUCUUCAACUCUUUCACUGCGGACCUGCCAUGGCAGAACUGCGGGAAUGCCUGGAACACCGACCGCUGCUUCUCCAACUACUCCCUGAAUGACACCACCAACCUCACCAGCGCCGUCACUGAGUUCUGGGAGAGGAACAUGCACCAGAUGUCGGGGGGCCUGGGGGAGCCCGGCUCUGUCCGCUGGCCCCUGGCCGGCACACUGGCCCUGGCCUGGCUGCUGGUCUACUUCUCCAUCUGGAAGGGUGUGGAGUGGACAGGCAAGGUUGUGUAUUUCUCGGCCACCUAUCCCUACUUCAUGCUUUUCAUCCUCUUAUUCCGUGGAGUCACUCUGCCGGGAGCCAAGGAGGGGAUCCUCUUCUACCUCACGCCUGACUUUAGAAAGCUCUCCGACUCCGAGGUCUGGAUGGAUGCAGCCACACAGAUCUUCUUCUCUUAUGGCCUGGGGCUGGGGUCCCUGAUUGCUCUGGGGAGCUACAACACUUUCCACAACAAUGUCUACAGAGACUCCAUUAUUGUCUGUUGUAUAAACUCCACUACAAGUGUAUUUGCUGGAUUUGUUAUUUUCUCCAUCAUUGGCUUCAUGUCACACAUCACGAAGAAGUCAGUCUCAGAGCUGGCCUCCUCAGGCCCCGGACUGGCUUUCCUCGCCUACCCACAGGUUGUCACACAGCUGCCCCUGUCACCUCUCUGGUCAGUCCUCUUCUUCUCCAUGCUGAUGAUGUUGGGUCUGGAUAGUCAGUUCUGCACGGUGGAAGGGUUCAUUACAGCCCUGGUGGAUGAGUAUCCUCAUCUCCUAAGAGCCAGGAAGAAGAUCUUCAUCGCAGUGGUCUGUUUCAUCUCUUAUCUCAUUGGAUUCUCCAACAUCACCCAGGGUGGCAUUUAUGUCUUCAAGCUGUUUGAUUACUACUCAGCCAGUGGCAUGUGUCUUCUCUUUCUUGUCUUCUUUGAGACCAUCUCAAUUUCUUGGUGUUAUGGUGUGAACAGGUUUUACAGGAACAUCGAAGAAAUGAUUGGCUACAAGCCUUGCAUCUGGUGGAAGAUCUGCUGGGCCUUCUUCACACCUCUUGUCUGCCUGGGUGUGUUCUUCUUCAGUGUGGUGGAAAUGACCCCUCUGACACUGGGAAAAUAUGUCUAUCCUGCAUGGGGACAAGGCCUUGGCUGGCUUAUGGCUCUGUCCUCCAUGGUACUGAUUCCAGGAUACAUGCUGUACUCUUUCUUCACCUCAAAGGGGACUCUCCGGCAGCGUUUGCAGCAGAUGACACAGCCCAAAGCAGAGGUGCACGUGCAGAACAACGGCCUCCAGCCAAAGACGUCCUUGAAUGGGAGGAUCUCAGAUGCCACCGUCUAGGAGGAAAGCCUGAACAUCCUCGCCCUGUCCCGUAGCUGCUCGCUCCACAUUGUCCCUCGAGCUCCUCUGGCACAGCUUCAUGUCCCUGGCUCCAUGAUGGCUUUCACUUGUUGAAGAGGGGACCUGGCGGAGGAACCUGCUUGUGUCCCUCCUGGCCUGGCUUACCAAGGUGCUGAACAAGCUGUCACCAGGGCGUUGUGCAGUGACCGUCUUCAUCCUGCAGCAUCCUGGUCCAGGCUCUCAGGGAGGAGCAGCCGGUGCCCACGCCUUCCUCCUCCCGAGCAGAGGUGAUGUCUCUAGAGAGCUUAGACUGACUGUUGUCCACUUCUUUGCUUUUCUUGCCUUUUCAUGUGAAACUCUGCAGAGCAUCCCCCAGCACACAGCUGUGCUUUCACCCCACAGAUCUUGCCGACACUGGGUUCAAAUCGCAGGUGGCUGUUGAUUUAUGGAGCAUAAACCAACACUAACAAACAACUGGAGGGGAUGUGCAGAACAAAGGAUACUAGUGCAGAACAAGGGAUUCUAGUGAGGAGUCCAGCAUGCUGGUAGCUGUAGGACACCACCUCAAAACUGGAGAAGGGCUUAAGGACAAUGUGUGCUGCUCACAGGUGCCAGGUUUCAGCCCUGCACAGUCUCCAGCUGUGUUCCCUGCAUCCAUUG
Molecule: messenger RNA, 2705 nt
Organism: Lepidothrix coronata (blue-crowned manakin)
Lineage: Eukaryota; Metazoa; Chordata; Aves; Passeriformes; Pipridae
Product: sodium- and chloride-dependent GABA transporter 1-like
Exons: 15
Coding region: 243-2045 (600 amino acids)
Biological process (GO): sodium ion transmembrane transport; neurotransmitter transport
Cellular component (GO): plasma membrane
Molecular function (GO): gamma-aminobutyric acid:sodium:chloride symporter activity
Source: RefSeq, a predicted model, not a curated record